Tachysurus vachellii is the source of this 973-nucleotide messenger RNA. RefSeq names its product tetraspanin-31-B-like. Lineage: Eukaryota; Metazoa; Chordata; Actinopteri; Siluriformes; Bagridae. Gene Ontology annotation, cellular component: membrane. Bases 99 to 737 code for a protein of 212 amino acids. The transcript has 6 exons. The record is from RefSeq and is a predicted model, not a curated record.
AGCAGUGUGUACGUGUGUGUAGGAGAGUGUGUAUGGACUUUACACUCUGUCUGAAUCAAGAAGAACCUUCAGGACAGUGGGAUUAGAACUUUUCCACCAUGCUGAAGGUCGGGUUCUUGUGUGCUAAGAACACACUGUGUGCUCUGAAUGCGGUUUAUCUGGUGGUGGGCGUGUCCCUUAUGGCAGCAGCUGGUUAUGGGAAAACUGUUGGCAUUGUGUGGAGUUUAAGCAUCAUCAGUGUAGUGAUGGUGGUGGGAGUCUUCCUCAUCUUCAUCUCUAUACUGGGGAUCAUCGGAGCUCUGAGACAAAACCAGAUCGUCCUGUUCACUUACAUUCUGGUGAUGAUUGUAGUGUUUAUCUUCCAGUUCACUGUGUCAUGUUCCUGCCUCACAAUAGGGAGAGAAAAACAGGAGAAGUUACUGAGCUUGUCAUGGGAGAUGAUGGCUAAUGAAACUCGCCGGUCUCUGGAGCAGCAGCUGGAUUGUUGUGGUCUCAUAAACAGCGCUGAAAAGCAACAUGUGUUCAGAACAGACAUAAAUCUGUGCACUGCUGUGUGUAAGAGAACAGCUCACUGCUUCACAUGUGGAGAUUUGAUGCUGCAGAAAGCUGCAGAGACGCUUUAUUUCCUGGGAGGAGUCGGAUUAUUCUGCAGUUUCACACAGCUUGUGGGUGUGUGGUUGGCUGUUCACUACAGAAACCAGAGGAACCAUCAGCUCAGCUCCAGAACCUCGUCAUAGCCUCCACCAUUGUGUGAUGUUAAUUCUACAUUUCUUUGCGCUCAUUAUUUGGACUUUCAUCAUGAACAGAUUCAUUAGUUAAAAUAAAACCCAGAGAAAAUGGCACCCUGUUCACGACACCACUAUAUUCCAGUCUUCCUGAUUUAUCUCUUUACAUCCUAAAUAAUCCCAUUUAAAGUAAACCAGCAACAUGACAGUAAGAAUGCUUGUAAAGAAAUAAAGCUAAAUCAAUGAAA